This is a messenger RNA of Dibothriocephalus latus, 96 nucleotides long. The record is from the annotation of a GenBank genome assembly. Lineage: Eukaryota; Metazoa; Platyhelminthes; Cestoda; Diphyllobothriidea; Diphyllobothriidae.
AUGCCGCUCACCUUCCAGACUCUCGAGAACCAAAUGCGAGCUGUUCUCAACGAUGUCUACUUCGGCACUUCCAAGAUCAUCAUCGAUUCAAUGCGU